Molecule: messenger RNA, 3021 nt
Organism: Lycium ferocissimum
Lineage: Eukaryota; Viridiplantae; Streptophyta; Magnoliopsida; Solanales; Solanaceae
Exons: 6
Coding region: 1776-2789 (337 amino acids)
Molecular function (GO): phosphatidylinositol transfer activity
Source: RefSeq, a predicted model, not a curated record
GAAUGCUUGUCGCUAACUUCCAGGCAUAGUCCACUGCCACAACAAAAAUAUUUUGAGACCUACUCCAAAGCCGACAUGUCCCGUAGCAAUGCCGGAAGAGAUGGUCCACAGAUUCAAUCGCCUUUGCAAUUUGCAUAACUUAAACCCCACUACUUUACUUGCAUUAAACAUGCAUUAUAUAACAAGGACCAUUGCAAGCAUGCCACUUUGAGUUGAACUUUUGUUCUCCAUAGCAUUUUCCAAGGCCGACACAUUCUCCAUUCACAGUAGUUGAGUCAUUAGCAACUUGUAACCCUCCAUCUGCCUUGUGCUGUCAUAACAAAGAGUCUGCCGUAUCAGGAUCAUCACAGGUUCUAGUUUCUCAAAUUAUAAUUAACACUUCCAUUUUCCAAUAAAAAGAUUCCUUUGUUUGGCUAUCUUCUUAUUACACCCUUUGUCCCUAAAACAAUGACAGGUAUAGAGUAGAUGACAAAUCAUCUCAUCCCGUAAUUCUUCGAACAGAAUUCACGUAUGUGCUAACUACAUGUGGAAAGCAUUUGAAGUCACAUUUUUCAGUUAACAGUUAUUAUUGAGAUGAUUUAAAGCAAGCUAAAGAAAAACAACUUGACUCGUGCAAUAACAAUACCAAAGUUAAGGCUUUUAGUUUGAGGGGUAUUUUUGAGCCAAAAACAAAGGUUAGGGGUAUUUUUAGAUCAAACAGUGAAAGGAGGGUAUUUGUGAAUCAUUUUCCAUGCGUUGGGGGAUAUUUUGGCCCUUUUCAAUAAACCGUAGUUUUUUAAUUACUUUUCCUAGAGUUGUGGCUUGGUGAAAAGAGAGAGAGGCCUUGAUAGAGUCCUCCACCUAAUGAUACAAGGUAGAGUUAUAACUUAUAACCAUUAGAUUGGUUUCCAAUACGGACAAUAUAAUAUUUGCGAAAUAAAACAAAUUUUCCCUGGAUCAUCAUUUUUAAACAUCUUUUAGAUACCUAUAUUAUUGAAUUGAUCUAUAAUAUUUGUUCCGUAAUUUCUAAAAUAUAUAGUAAUUUUUAUCUCAAGAAAAUUAAGAAUUUAGUAUCGGAAUUCACAUAGUUUUUUCCCACGAAGAGAGUAAAGCAUAAGAAAACAGCAACACUGGAAAAAAAAUAGAAGAAUCAGUAGGGUGAUUAAACAAGGAUAUAUUUAUGUGUAUGUAUGACUGAAAAAAGAAUGUGAUGAUAGAUGAUUAACUUGGGAGAUUAUAGGACCUAAACAGAAAUAAUGCAUGAACUAUUAGUGGGAAGUUACUAUAGCUUGACCAUGUUAUAUAGCAUAUGGUGCAAACUUUAUUUUUUUUUUAAUUUUUUUUUAAACUGAACAUUAUUCAAAAAGUAGUUAAAAUCUUCAAUGAGAUGUCUUAUAACGUGUCCGAAUAACCGUUGGUCAAGCAACACUUCAUUGUUUUUGUCAACCAUUUUUCUAUAGCAUCCGUUUGCUUGCUGAAAUAUCGGAGCUUUCUUGAUUCAAACAUAUGCUUGUUUUUUUCCCAACAAAAUAUGCCAUUAUUAUCCAAUUUUCCUACAUUUUCUGGCAAACGGUUCCAUCACAUUGCAUUCUUGUUGCUUAUGGGUUUUCUUCUCUCUUCUAAAACUCAACUCCAUUGGUAAUGUAUUAUUAGUUCUUUCUCCUUCUAUUCAAUUUUUAGUUCUACGGAAUUUAUCUACAAGUGUGAUCUUCGGUAAUGAUAUUCUUCUUGCUUAUGAUUUUUGCCAUUCGUAAUUUCGCUUCCCUCUUCUCUACCUUUAUCAAGAUUCAGUAAAUAUGUCAUCCAAAAAGUUGCAAGGAGCUGAAUUGUCUCUGUCAUGUGCAGAGCAGCAAGCUAAGAUCAAUGAGGUUAGAAAGCUGAUUGGUCCUGCUGUUGACAAGUUUCCAGCAAUGUGUUCGGACGCAUCAGUUCUAAGGUUUCUCAGGGCACGGAAUUGGCAUACAAAAAGGACAGCCAAGAUGCUAAAAGAAACUCUCAUAUGGAGACUUGAAAACAAACCAGAGAUGAUCCGCUGGGAUGAUAUUGCUCAACAAGCAGAAAAUGGAAAAGUUUACAAAGCCAACUACUUUGAUAAGCAUGGAAGGACAGUGCUUGUCAUGAGGCCUGGAAUACAGAAUCCUUACUCAGUAGAGAAGCAAAUGAGAUAUUUAGUCUAUUGCAUGGAGAAUGCCAUACUGGAUUUAAAACCGGGCCAGGAGCGAAUGGUUUGGUUAAUCGACUUUGAAGGGUGGAACAUGUCAAGCAUAUCAGUGAAGGUGACUAGGGAAACAGCACGUGUUCUGCAAGAUCGUUAUCCGGAGAGGCUAGGCCUUGCAAUCCUUUAUAAUCCACCAAAAGUUUUCGAGUCCUUCUGGAUCUUGGUAAAACCAUUUCUUGAGAAGAGGACAUACAAGAAAGUGAAGUUUGUCUAUCCAAAUGAUGUACAUACUCAAAAAGUAAUGGAAGAUCUGUUUGAUAUGGACAAGCUUGAGUCCUCGUUCGGGGGGAAAUGCACACAAGGUUUUGACUACGUCGCUUACUCCAAACGCAUGAGAGAGGGGGACAAGACAAUGUCUGAUUUUGUUAAAUCUGGUGCUCCAUUGCCUUCUGACCAAAAUGUGACAGCUGAAACACGCGAAUCCUCAGCACCAGACAAUAGUUUCGAGUUGUCUGAGGAUGGAAUAUCGUCUACUGAUGAAACAACGUCGAAUUUGGAAAGUUCAGACGAGACUGAAGAUCUGCAGAUGAGUUGUAACAACGAGAUCAAAGUUGAUCCAAAUGCUUCAAAACAGAUAAAACAAAGCGAGUAGACAUGAGAAGCAGCUACUUGUUUCUCUCUUUUUUUUCCUUUGGUCUUUCAUUAUUCUUCAUGAUAACUUUGUUUAGUACUACUUAAUAUGCAAAUUAUUGUAACAAUAUGCAAUUAUAUCACAGCUAACAACUACUUCCCCCUGAAAUGUAUAUUGCUGGUCUAUCAUUUGAAGAUGUUCUAAUUAGUUGUAGUUUUUGGCACAUUAAUAGUUGUAGUAAUAUUCAGUCUGU